AUGAAGCUCCUCCUCACACUCGCCUUCCUCACGGCAGCCCUGGCCAACCCGGUCCCAGAGGCUGAAGCCGAAGCCGCCCCUGCUCCCAACCGCCUCACCACUGAGGCCGCCCAAGGCCAAUACUGCAAGAUCCUGGCUAGUACCUUGAACUGCCGCUACCAUGCCAACGACAAGUCCGACAUCAUCACCACGUUUAGCAAGGGGCAGAGCAUAUACUUCUCCUGCUACUCCUCGGGGACGUGUGUCAGUGGAAACUGUGCGUGGGAUUACGCGCCGGACUACGACUGCUUCGUGAGCGCGCACUAUACGGAUGAUAAGUGCACUACGACAUCUCUGCCGAAGUGUGGCUUUUCCAAAGUGUGA
This is a messenger RNA of Trematosphaeria pertusa, 363 nucleotides long. RefSeq lists its product as uncharacterized. The transcript is spliced from 3 exons. The record is from RefSeq and is a predicted model, not a curated record. NCBI's taxonomy places the organism in Eukaryota, Fungi, Ascomycota, Dothideomycetes, Pleosporales, Trematosphaeriaceae. The coding region runs from base 1 to 363 and encodes 120 amino acids.